CCUCCUGAGGUACGAGCCCAGUGAACCACUUUCCUGCUGGCUGUCCCUCCGCUCCCGGAGGGUUGGGGGGCAGGAGGGAACCGUGGGGGGCAGGAGGGGACCGUGCCAUGCCAGGGCUGCCGGGCUGGGUGAAGGUCCUUGGCUGACCUCCAGCCCCAUCUGGACUCUGUCCCCCAGACACACCCAGUGCCCCAGCCGGACCCAGUGCCCCAGCCGGACCCCGCGCCCCAGCCAUGGAGCUGCCGAGCGUCUGCAGCCACCCGUGCUGGUUCCUGCUCACGCUGCUCCUGGGGCUGCUCCUCUGGGCCAAGAGGAGACGCACCUGGGACCCUCGCAAGUGUCCCACUGACCUGACUGGCAAGACGGUGAUUGUCACCGGAGCCAACAGUGGGAUUGGCAAGUGUGUGGCCCUGGACCUGGCCCGCAGGAAUGCUCGCACCAUCCUGGCAUGUCGUAACCGUGAGCGGGGCCAGGCGGCAGUGGAGGAGAUCCGUGCGGCCACCGGCAACCCCGCGGUGCUGCUGCGGCUGCUGGACACCAGCUCACUGGCCUCUGUGCGUGCCUUCGCCCAGGCCGUGCUGCGGGAGGAGAAGCGGCUGGACGUGCUGGUGAACAACGCCGGCCUCACCGGGCUGCCCUUCACCAUCACACCGGAGGGGCUGGAGAAGACCUUUGCCACCAACUACCUGGGCCCGUUCCUGCUCACCAACCUGCUGCUGGAUCUCCUGAAGGCAUCGGCACCCGCCCGCAUCGUCAACGUCUCGUCCUUCCGGCACAGCGCGGGCACCGCUGAUGGCCGCUACCUCACCGGGCAGGAGCGGCUCAGAGGCUCCGAUGCCACCUACAACAGCACCAAGCUGAUGAACGUCCUCUUCACCGCCGAGCUGGCGCGGCGCCUGCAGGGCACAGGGGUGAUCGCCAACACCCUGAGCCCCGGCGUGGUGAGCACCAGCAUCAUGCGCCACUUCAGCUGGGCUGUCCGGAUGCUCUUCAAACUCAUCCGCCCCUUCAUAAAGUCGGCAGAGCAGGGGGCCGUCAGCACAAUUUACUGCGCCGUCUCAGAAGAGGUCUCAGGCAUCACGGGCAAGUACUUUGACAGCGACUGUGGGCUGACGUUACCCUCCAUGGCCGCCCGCGACGCCGGCCUCGCUCGCAAGCUCUGGGAGGAGUCGGAGCGGCUGACGGGGCUCACCGACGGUCCCCGGCACUGAGCCAGCAGCAGCUCUGCGUGGGGACAUGGCAGCAGCUAUGCCACGUGGCGCUUGCAGCCACCACGUUGAUGUCCCCAUGGCUUCCCGGGACACAUAGACAGAUGCUGUCAGCGGGAUGCCAGGGUGGGCGCCAUGCUGGGGGCAGCCAGUGCCGUGAGCUGCGCCAACCCCAGCAGUGCCAGCACCCCAAAGCGCAGCAGAGGGGCAUCACCCUACAUGUGCCAGCCCCUGCAGCCCCUUCCAAAAGGGGAGAGCGGCCACAGGGCCCAGCCAUGCUGGGACAGCUGGCGUGCUGGGGCAUAGACGGUGCCACUGCCCAUAAUGUA
This is a messenger RNA of Chroicocephalus ridibundus (black-headed gull), 1537 nucleotides long. RefSeq names its product retinol dehydrogenase 12-like. The transcript is spliced from 6 exons. NCBI's taxonomy places the organism in Eukaryota, Metazoa, Chordata, Aves, Charadriiformes, Laridae. The record is from RefSeq and is a predicted model, not a curated record. The coding region runs from base 234 to 1211 and encodes 325 amino acids.